CCUCCGGCCCACAGCGUCCCGCCAUCUGAUAAAUGCUUAUCAGAUCCAAACCCUGCAAACCAUCAUUGCGUUGUAAUGUCGAAUGGACCCUCGCCACAAACUCUACAAGCAAUUUAACCACCUGACAGUCGAUCCUACCAGCGGAAUGAGUGCAAGGACGGACUCGGAGGCAGCGCAGACUGCAGCCAAUAGUGGCAUCACGCCAGAUGUUAUCAAGCAGAAGCUGCAAGAGGGGUUGGGUGCGACGCACGUCGAGAUCGAGGAUAUGAGCGGUGGAUGCGGGCAGAUGUUCGAGGCGAUCAUAGUAUCCCCUCAAUUCGCCAAAAAGACAACGCUGGCUAGACAUCGCUUGGUCAACGGAGUUCUCAAGGAGGAAAUUGCAGCGAUACAUGCUUGGACGCCCAAGUGCCAUACGCCUGAAGAGUGGGAGAAGAAGAAGCCAGCUUGAGAGAGGCUCAUUAAACGGCACAGUGUACAUGAUCACACAUGAAACGGAUGUAUGACUUGCUCACGAUAUCUAGAGAUUCCAGAGGGCAUGCAAAGGGUUGCAAGAGUCGGAUGUGGUGCAUUGGUUGGAAUAGCUCUAUAGCAUUUCUAGUCUAGCUGAGGAGCACUCUGAUCUCCCCGCUGGUUCGAGGGAAGAGGUCGCGUAGAGCCGGGGCGGCCUCAUCUUCCUCUUCUUUGUACAGCAAGUCAUCUGCAGCCAUCACCUUGCUUUCUACAAUUUCAAAAUCUUCGCAGAAUCGUUCC
This is a messenger RNA of Paraphaeosphaeria sporulosa, 750 nucleotides long. RefSeq names its product bola domain-containing protein. NCBI's taxonomy places the organism in Eukaryota, Fungi, Ascomycota, Dothideomycetes, Pleosporales, Didymosphaeriaceae. Bases 83 to 448 code for a protein of 121 amino acids. Gene Ontology annotation, cellular component: nucleus; cytosol. The record is from RefSeq and is a predicted model, not a curated record. Gene Ontology annotation, biological process: intracellular iron ion homeostasis. The transcript has 2 exons. Gene Ontology annotation, molecular function: 2 iron, 2 sulfur cluster binding.